Molecule: messenger RNA, 1050 nt
Organism: Drosophila obscura
Lineage: Eukaryota; Metazoa; Arthropoda; Insecta; Diptera; Drosophilidae
Gene: Ms
Product: dromyosuppressin
Exons: 3
Coding region: 149-451 (100 amino acids)
Source: RefSeq, a predicted model, not a curated record
CUUGCGUUCAACAAGUCCAGCCACAAGGAGAGCAGCAGAGCAGCCCGCAUCCAGUGACAAACGCGUUAAAUAAACUACAUCUAGUUUGUUUGUCUUCGAAUUUCUCUCUUCGAAAGCCCUCAUAUAUCAACCACUAAGUAUUAUCAGCAUGUCCAUCGCACAGUUCUUCGUCGCCUGCUGCCUGGCCAUUGUUCUGGCGACUGUGGCCAACACCCAAGCAGCCACCCAGGGCCCGCCCCUGUGCCAGGCUGGCAUUGUGGAAGAGAUGCCCCAGCACAUCCGAAAGGUGUGCAUGGCUCUGGAGAACUCCGACCAGCUGACAACGGCCCUCAAGUCGUACAUCAACAACGAGGCCUCGGCUCUGGUGGCUAACUCUGACGAUCUGAUGAAGAACUACAACAAACGCACGGAUGUGGAUCACGUUUUCCUGCGUUUUGGCAAGCGUCGUUAGGAGAAUGAAGCCGCCGGCAAAUUUCAACGCAGCCCCAGUACCAACCUUGACCUCGACCUCCAACCAGAACGGACCCACGGACACAGCAGGACCUUGACCACAAACGAGCGAGCGGCAAAAAGCGUUUCUGUUCACAGAGCACAACAUUUAUUUUCGGCGUCUCCAGCAUAGUUAUGUAAAUGUAAUCAAUGCCAACACGAAACUUAUUCAAUUGGAAGCUCUCUAGUUCAUUAAAUAGCGAAAAUCGAUGUAUCCAAUGUCUCUAGAAACUUGCACAUAAAACACACACAUAUAUAUUUGUACAUACAUACUCAAAGACCCCCGAAAACGUUCUAUCGAAAGUUGAUAUUUUUUUUAUUUAUUUAAAGUUUUCUUUUUUCUUCAUUCUUUUGUUUUGUUUCUUCUUCGAAUGAUAUUUAUUGAUAUGAUAAUACAAAUGGCAAGGUAUAAUACGUACUCUUGUUACAGUUACAAAAAUAUCUCACAAAUAUUUCCCUAGCAUGAAGCACUAUUAUUAAAUAUCAAUCAACAAUGUAAUUCCACAAUUGGUUUGUUCAAUAAAGACAAGUUUUCCUCUCAAUAUGUGAAAUGCAUGACAA